Molecule: messenger RNA, 5197 nt
Organism: Perkinsus marinus ATCC 50983
Lineage: Eukaryota; Perkinsozoa; Perkinsida; Perkinsidae
Exons: 24
Coding region: 1-5139 (1712 amino acids)
Biological process (GO): carbohydrate metabolic process
Source: RefSeq, a predicted model, not a curated record
AUGAUCGCUUUCAUUGUGGCCGUCCUCCUCUAUCCUGUCCUCAGUGUCACCCCUUCCACGGUGACCUGGAUAGGCCUCCUCCCUGAAGAGAACGCUACCACUUAUGUCAAUGCCAUGCCUAUCGGUAACGGUGCUUUAGCUGCUAAUGUAAUCGUUGACAAUAAGAAUGCUUCUAACCCUAUCAUAGCGCUGCUGAUAUCGGAUCAGAGAUCCUGGAAUGAGGCGGGGGAGUUCAUCAAAGUUGGAAAGGUCACUCUAGAGCUCACCCCCAACCCGUGGGUGACGGCCGACACUACCUCGAUUAAGCAGGUUCUCAAUACCUCUACAGGAAGUGUUAUUCUUGAAGUCGGCCCUUCCCCACCGACGAGGGUCGAAGCCUACGUUGAUGCCCUCAAGGAUGUCUUAGUGGUGAACAUCUCCUCCCCAACACCGAUUGAUGUCUCGGUUGUCGCCGAGCUGCUACGCCCUAAGCCCUUCUCUAGGCAACCCUUGUAUCACUGCCGACCCUACAACGUCAGUGCCGACUUCUAUCUCAACGACUCUGGAGGAGUCAUCGGCUGGGCCCACGCCAACGUUCGCAGCGAUUACACCACUAGCAUUCUGGAAGCUCUCAACCUCGAGUCCCUCAAAGGGUCUAUUACCGAUCGUAUCGCCAACAGAUCUACUGCGGCUACAUGGCGCUUUGGAACGUCUAUGAUUGCGACCCUGUCUGUGGGAGAGCUGAAGACCUCAGAGCCAAGCCGGGACUUCUCCAUGGUCAUCGGUGUCGCCACCUCCGAGCAAGGUUUGGACCCUGCCGUUGCUGAGUCGAAGAGGCUCAUCGCGGAAUACAACAGCAUGACUGCUAUCGAGAAGCACAUGCAGUGGUGGGCACAGUUCUGGAACCGUAGCUGGAUCGAAGUCACCGGCCCUAGGGCUGGCGAGGUCAACAGUAAAAGUGCCCUCCAUCGCUACCUACAGGGUAUUCAAUCACGAGAGCCGAUCCCUAUCAAAUUCAAUGGAAUGCUCUUCACGGCUCAGAGGGAGGAAGUGGACUACAACAAGUGGGGAGGGCUCAACUGGUGGCAAAAUGCUCGAAUGCCCUAUUAUAACAUGUUCGCCAGUGGGGAUGCUGACAUGGUCGAUGCGACCUUCCUGCAGGCCUUCCUCAGUACGUUGAAGUACGCUGAGAUGAAGACCAAGGUGUACUACCCGGACAUGAGCGGUGACGCUGCAUACUGGGACGAGUACAGUCACCCUUUGAUCGGCAGUACGCAUCCUAUGAGCUAUGGUUGCGGUCGCGAGGGCAGGGCAUGGGGCAUGCCAGUUUGGUACUCGGUGGAUCCGCCCAAUCACUAUAAUCUUCAGGGAGGUCUUGACCUCAGCUUGCUGGCUUUGGACCAUUAUUCGUGGACACGAGAUGCCACUGUAUUGGCUAGAAAUCUCCCUAUGGUCGACGCGGUGGUGAACUUUUUUGCUCAGUGGAGAACUGGACGUAAUGACAACGGUAAGAUGAUGAUCUUCCCUGGGCAAGCUCUCGAGACGUGGGUGUGUCUGGGGUACCAGUACAUGCAACCUGGACUCAACUGUACACUCAACGAUAUGCCCACUGUGGCUGGCUUACACGCUGUACUGGCUCGACUAGAAGCCUUGCCGACCGAGCUCACUACUGCUGAGCAACGACAAAGGUGGGCGGCGCUGAAGGCAGUGGUGCCACCACUACCAUUGAUUGAUGCUGAAGUAGGAGGAGGCAAGAAGUUGGCCCCAUGUGAGGCGUGUGGCUUGGGACCAGAAAACUUCGAAAAUGCUGAGCUAUAUGCGGUCCAUCCUUAUAGGCUGGUCACGGCGAAGGAUGUUGGGGAGAAUCUUGAGGUUGCCCGUGCUGCUUAUAGAGAGAAAAGAUUCACCACUGAUGAUGGAUGGAAUCAGAAUGUGAUGGAUGCGGCCUUGCUGGGACUGGCAAUAGACGCUCAGGAGUUGCUGAUCGAAAGAGCUGCUAAGCCCGCACCAGAGGGUUAUCGCUUCACAGCGUUUGGACGACAAAUGCAAGAUUGGCAUCCCUCCUUAGACCAUUAUUCGGUCAUGAGGAACGGCCUGAUCUACGCCGUAUUGCAGCCGCUGGACGAUGCGGAUGAUGGAAUGCUGCUCUUUCCGGCGUGGCCUUGUGAUUGGGAUGUGGACUUGAAGCUAUGGGGACCAAGACAGACUCUUGUACAGGCUAAGAUGGUCAAUGGUGUUGUCACGGAGUUCCAUGUGGAGCCUCUGAGCCGUAACGACUCCGUGAGAAUACUACAAUGUCAAGUACGAUCGCAGUCAACUUCUACCCCUUCCCCCACUACUCCUUCUACUACCCCAACAGGAGGAUCGGUAACAGUGAUGUCCGCGUCGGUGGGAGCUGAAAAUCAAACUAAUGUUAUCCAUAGUUUUCUGGGAGCGUUAGCGGAAUCGGCGACAGCCUCGAUCAAGGGCGAAGACCCGACAUCAUCAGCUGACCAAGCGAUGGCUCUGAUGGAGUCGUUGAAUAAUGCUACGGUGAAGCCUCAGUGGGCUAGCGUGUUAUUCCCGGUAUUGGUGGAUUUAUUACAGGGCUUAAGGAAGGAGAUGGACGGCCCUAAGAGGGUGCUGCUCUUGAGGUCCCAUCCGGUGUGGGGUGGCGUCAUCGACUUCGUAUUUAAUACAGCGGUGAUGAGUGGUACUCCUAAUGAGCUGCUCUCGGCUACUGUGGCUCAUGGUAGAGCUACGAAGAAAGGAACAGUGAACACCACUAGAGCUGCUCUGGAUGCUGGUGUGGAACUCCUGUUGACAUUCUCUGCAUCAGCGAUCCUCCGAGUUGCACCGCUGAAGAUAGUGGCAUCAGGAACAGCUGAAGAUCCUGCAGCCCGGCUAUGGCGACUCUUGGGAGCGAAAGACACCAGUGAAUUCGCUGUUGAGACCCGACUGUGGCUCCUACCGCUGAUAAGAAGCACUGGAGGCUGCGGUUGUCAGCUAUCUGACUGGGUCGAGAUGAUGUUGCCGGCUGCUGUGUUUGUCAACGGCGUGGCGAAAAGCAAUGAGUCCGUGGACCCGACCCGAGCUCGAAAGCUUUUUACUGUAGUUGAGCAGCUCUGGGAGGUCCUGCCUUCGAUGAUAGAUGGAUGUGUUGAUCUGCCUCAAGCUCUGACAAUGCAGAAGAGCCUCCUCGGCAAGACCAUGUUGGGAGCAGCAACGACUCGUAAUGAGCGGACUCCAGAGGUGCAAGAGUCGGCCUUGAAGGCUAUGAGGGUCCUUGGUGAGGAGUCUUCUCGACAAUGGCCGUCCGGUCAGAAUGUCCCGAAGGAGGUCUCGGCGGUUGGGGAUAGAUUCAUCAACCCAUUAUGCUCGAUGUAUAUGGCAGAGUCGAGCGUGAAGUUGAGAGAUCUCAUUGUGGAGGCAGUGACCGCCGUUGCGAAGAGCUGCUGUUCUCUUCAAGUCCUCCAAACAGUCUUCACCAACGUGACCAAGCAGCUUGUACAGGAGAGUCAGAAGGACUCCACUAACGUAGUGUCAGACCUCAGUGAGCUCUGUCUGGCCCUUCUACCCGCCGUCCCCGCCUCGGGCCGGCAGCUGGUGGUAGGCAAGGUGUUCACUCCUCUCAUGAAGAACUCCUCAGCUCCGGCGAGGCUCCAAAAGGCUGCUUAUCGAGCUAUUAGAAUUGCCGUUGAAGCCGGGGACUCCUCGGGUGGCGAGUCAGUGCAGGCCCUUCUGGAACUGCUCAAUACCGUACCGUCGUCAGCUCAGACCAUCAAGCACAGACUGUUGCUGGCAAGGUCGUUAUUGCAGUCUGUGAGUGGUGAGGAGGAGAAGCCUGUCAUGGCGGCUCUAAUCCCAGAGGCUAUGGUGGCGACCAGAGACCCCGGAGCUCAGGUUCGUAUUUUGGGAUGGACCCUUUUAACGGAUGCUUGUCGGCGUUGUGCGGCUUCGGAAGAUUCCCUUGUGGCCCUCAUCAAUAUCGUCUGUGCGGGGCUUGCUGGCAGCUCGGUUGACAUGGUCUGUGCUUCCGUUGAGACUCUAGGUCUCGUGGUGGAGCAGUGUUGGCCAUUGGGUGCUGAUGACGUAACUUCGGCUGCUACCGCUAGUAAUCCCUUCGCGGCUUCGGCUGUGCCCUCGGAGGCGACGAAGAGAGCGUCUCUGUUGCGGGAGGUGGUCAAGACUGUGCUGUUGGUACGGGCCGACGGUAGAGCUAUUGAGAAACCCCUCUUCAAGAGUUUGCUGCUUUUUACUCGGUCGUGUCUCCGCGUGGGUAACGGCCUCAACCGUGAAUGCCUAGAGAUGUACCAUAAGCUGACCUUGAGCGCGGAGGGGAAGAAUCAGAUGCAGUUGAAGAUGGGUAUGAGGAGGUUGAUGGAGAAGUUGGGUAAAAGAGUCGGAUGGGCAGACCUGGCGGCGGCUACACCUGAGGAGCAUCGCCCCUUGGUGAAGCAUGUCCAAAAGCAACUUGAACGUGAGAGGCGUCGGCGCAUUAUGGAACGCUCAGAGGCUGGGAAGCAGAGGGAGAGGCCAGAGGGUGGAUCGACGACAUCGGACGAGUCCUCUGGUGAAGACGAGGAGGAUGAGCGGCACCGGGUGGCGAAGGGCGCUAAGAGUGGCAAGGGUAAUUUCAUCAUCGAUGAGACUGGAGAUGAGCCUUUGGAUUUGCUGGGACAUGGGGGCCAGAAAGGUGUGAGGGAAUCUGAGGGAAAACGGAGGAAAUCAGUUCUGGGUAGCAGCAAGGUGUUGAAGGAGGAGGACGGAAGGAUCGUUGUGGAGGUUCCUGAUGAGACAACUGAGGAGGAGAAGCCUUUGGAGAGGGAGGAAUUGGGAGCGAAAAAGAAGGGUCUUGGUCGGCUCGCUGAAAUACGAGCAGCAAAGAAGGGAGCUCGCCGAGCCAGGCUACAACAUGAUGUCAAGGGGCUGGACCAGUGUGCUCCUGGUUCUAAGACUCGUGGCUCUGGUGAUGCUCAAAGGCAGGCUGCCGUCCUCCAGCCCUACGCCUAUGUUAGGCUCAAUCCCAAGCUUGUGAAGGAGAAGUUCAAGUCGGAGUCUAUCCGAAGUAUCGAUAGAGUGGUGAAGGCCGGCGAAGAGGAGAAAAAGAAUGCUCGACUCGUUUCCAAGAAGUCCAAGUUGAGUAUUUCCAAAAACAACCGUGGUAAGAGGCGGCGAUGAACAUUGUCGAAAGCCGCAACGUAUAUGCCUGUACCAGUAUCUCCUACGUUCCUAUUGA